AGGCAGUGGUGCUUUCUUAUGCUACUACUUGUUGCUGUUACGUGUAUUUUUUCUUAUCUUCGUACUUACUUGUACUGGGUGGUUCGCUGUUGCUGCACAUGCAGGAAAACUCUAGCGAGACUUUGAAUAUUUUCUUGGUACAACUCCUGUUUUGUUGUCCACAAGAUGGGUGCCGAUGAGGAUCAGCAGGUGUAUGAUGAGUACUUUUGCUUGCAAGACGCCAACCUAGUGCAAGACGCCAACCUAGUGCACCCUCCACAUGGAAAUGGUGGAAGGGACGAAGCACCUGCUACAGUUGCUAGUACAGCAGGAAGUAGUAACACGAAGACGAACAUUGGAGGUAGUAGCCACACGAACAUUUUUAAGGCUAUUAUUGUCCUCCGUUGAAGCAUCCCUGUAGACUUGCAUCAUGAUCCUUGGUCUCCCUUUCAAGUAGAUGAAAAGGGUUCAGGGAAGAUGGGCUCAGGGAUGCGACGCGGUAGCUCCAAGAACAACGUCGAACCGGCACCCAAAUUAACCGCGUCUGGUUCCAGUCAUGAACCUAGGCCACGAUCUGGAAGCCAAAUCCAGCAAGGACAAAAAGCGUAUCUGGAACGUCUGAAGAGCAUAACGGGCAGGGGGUUACAUACUACCCGCUUCAGCUAUGAAAAGUGGCAUGGAGGAGGAGAAAAAAAUGGCCAGGGGAAAUUUAUUCCGUUUUACUCAACAUCUAGUAUUAAGGGUUCUACUCACACUCACAUUACAUUCUCCACUCACAUCCCUGACUCAUCUUUUCGCCAGUACGAAAAACGUCAGGGAUAUUCUGAAGAAUGCAAUGCUGGGGUAGCCUGUCUAAUAGUACUAGGACAGGCAGCACAGGACCACGAACAGGAGCAGGUCAAGUUGGUCUAGAUACUAGUUCUGGUACGCCGGUUACCAAAACCUUCUUCUUCGACGACCAUAUAACGUUUCCUGAACCGCCGGCAGCUACAAAGCCAAAGGGUAUUACAUCAUCUGCUGAUUCGAGUGCGUCUGCAUCCGGUUCCACUUCUAAGGGUUGUGUCAAUUUGCGGGAUGUCGAGACUGGCGCUUUCAUAGAUUUCCAACACUGGAAGGCCGUGGACUUCAAGACUAUUUUCAAAGCAACGAAGUAUAAAAACUUUCUGCCUGCUGCGGCCACUGGUUGUAGCGGUAGUGCCCCUGCGUCGUCUUCCGGUGCUGCUACGUGUACGUCAGGAGAUGGUCAAAAUCAUGUUGUGAAUUAUCAACCAGGUGGACCUGUAGCAGGAACGACCUCAGGCUCAACCAUCUCUAGUACUUCGGAUUACAGAUUUACGAGUCGAAUCGACGCGAUUGAUCCUGAGUUUUUGUUCUCGGAAAUCCGCUACUCCGACACUUGUGUUAUAGUGAAGAUCGUGAUUACUGAUGCGAUCGCGGAUCCCUUCUACUUUGCGAGGAUUGUGGCUUAUUUUACAGGCGACAACAACAACAUCAUAGUUCAACACGGAAAUUCAAAUUAUGGCACAACACGAUCGAGGAGCAAUAGUCGAGAAACAGAUCAUCUUGUUCAUCGCGACGUAAACAGUGCACCAGCUAAGGAGAACAGUGCUAGAGCAAGGGAUGCAAGUGGAGGUGCCACAGGAAGUGGCUCCUCAUCAGACUGUCACAGUAUGGAACCACCACGCAAUCCCCCAGGACGUUCAGUGUCAAAACAGCGCGAAAGAACCCCUAGCCUCGAAGACGCGAUAGGCGCAGUUGGAGCAUUAGAUCAGACGGAUGGCCCGAUCUCACCUCGUCUGCUUUAUACUUUAAGGCUUCCUGCUUUAUAAAAAUCCAUCAUGAAACCUAUCAAUCUUGAAGAUGGGGACGUUUUCAAGGGGAGGAAGGCCUCAGGAUGCGCAGGUCUUUGUGCGAGAUUCAUUGUAUUGCAUCCUGCGUUAGUCCCUCCGACCAUUGUUUAGAGUUAGUCCCUCCAAUCAUGUUGAGCUCUAAAAACAGGCUGUCCAACAGUGAUUCCAAGACAGAACAAUUCUCUUUGGAAAGUACCGGAGUGGAAAAUGCCUGGUCGUUGUCGGAUUUUCAUGGACAUUAACAAGACGAUAAUGAUAGGAGACACAUCAGUUAAGGCCAGCUUUUACCCAUCCUUGAAAGAUCAGCAUCUGGAAGAGACCGUAGGUUGGUUUUCCCUUGUUGUAUUCUUAGUAUUUUCAUGGGAACAAACAAAAGCGUCGAGGUGAUGCCGGAGCAGAAUUGAAGAAGAAAAUCUCCUGGCUCUAAUUCAGGCGGCAGAGAUAUGGAUGAGGUUUUGCGGGAGGUGAUUUUAGACAAGUGCAUGGUAGAGCCAGCAGGGCUGGGGAGCUCGAGCAGCGCGGGAGGAGACCAGAUCGCAGAAGCAACGCCAAGGGGUGCGGGUGUGGGUAGUACCUUCUUUUGUCAGAAUUUUGUCAACAAGUACAAGUAGUAGAUGAAUGCGUCCACAUGAAUAAGUAGUAGAUGAACAUGAAUGCUGUUUGUGUUUUAGUUUUUUCUCAUCACGUCGUGGAUGUGAUUUUUAUUGUUGUGUAGCUCACUACCCUCCAACACCAGUCCUGCCACCAAAGACGGCGCUUUCAGCACGAAGGCUACUUAGACGAGCUCUGGGCAAACGUGAUUCCAAUCAAACGAGUGCUGUGGAGCGUCUUUUCAAAGACCUUUGUAUCUUACGGGUACAAGAAAUCCAUCAUCACAGGCAUUCUGAGACCGUUUUCAAGGGGAAAAACAAGGUGAUAGGAUGUGUUUCAAAGUGGAUUUCCCUCAGUUCUAAGUAUCAGACCAAAAAAGCGACAUAGAGGGAAUUCGAACUCUCUGUCAACAGGUGGAAUUGUUAUGGCCUUGUUUUUGAAUAAGUAUCUAUCAGAAUAGCUGAACAAGGGGGCUGACUUAGCAGGUUUACUCAAAUGAGAAAAAUAAUUUACGUCAGAUGACCUCCCACUGUUGAGCAUUCAAAGCCGUCUUCAUAUACAGAUGAAGAACGACUAGAUUAAAGAUCCUACAACUGCAUGUUGUAGUUGCUGAAGGGGCUAUCCUUAAUAGCAGCACAAUAUCUUUACUAGUUUCUAACUUUUUCCAAGGCAGUAUGCAGUUCGGCCUUGAUUUCUUAGCGCAUCGCGGCCACUCUUCUUCCGCCAGCUCAACUGGUACCCCUUCACCAAUAGGAAGUCCGAACCUGCACGCUGCUAGUAGUAAACUCUUCUUUGGCAGUGAUUCUUUAGCCGAGCAUGUUUCGAAGAUAGCUGAAAGUGUCAGAAAAUCGCCAAGGACAGAGCAUCAAGUAGCGACUUUUGGCAUGCUACCCUUACCGCCAAUGAGCGAACCGCCUAUGCUUCCAAAUGGAGGAGUGGGGUCUCAACUUGAGGUCGAACAUCCGGGACUCCACAACCAACCUCUCACCAUCUAUCGUGGCACGUCUGAGGAUUUCAAUUGAGGCAACCUCGUCCGCUAAAGUAAGUAUCUUCCGCAAGAACGUCCUUGGCUUCUUUUUCAAGGGGAAAAGGGCGCAGGGAUGGUUUUUUUUUUUUUAGGGCUAGCUCUAAUGCAAUAUGGGAGGAGCAGGCCACCCAGAGUCGCCUCAUGGUUUAGAUUCACGCUCUAGAGCCUCUUCAGAAGAUCAGUCAACUUCAGGAGUCAGCGAUGUCCUCGUCUUUAUGAUGCCACGACCCAUUGAGAACCUAAGCUAUAGGGGAAUGAAUUUCGUUCCACUUAAUCUUAUAGAUAAAAGAAGUAGGUGGGCCCAAAGAAGGGACGGAACGACAUUCCCCUAUCUUCAUCGAUUAGAUCAUUCUCAAGGGGUUCCAAGUGGAAGCAUUCAUCGUCACAAAUAUGUGCUCAUCCUCCUUCAAGAGAAGUGCAGCACAAGCACAAGACGAUGCUGAUGCUGACCUCAUCGAUGGAGCGUUGAAGCAGACGAAAAAAUCUUUAGAACACCAGGAAUUAGAUGGACCUCAAGUUAAGGGUUGAAACAUUUCAUUUUUUUUACAGGUCUUCUCCACUUGAGAUUGCUACUACAUAAAAGUGAAUUGCUUCAACCUUUAAGCAAGGAAGCGCUACUUCUACAACACCUACGUCAGGAGGUGGAACCACUGGAGGUGGAGCCACUAUUAGUUCUUCUACCUCCACUCUAUUAGCCCCACCGCCACCACCACCUCUGAAGAGUCAUCAUCCAAAACCUUUGGCACGUGUCUUCUACGGCGAAAGACAGCUAUUCGAAGCUGCGGACGUUGAGAAUCUUGUCGCCCACUAUCGCGCUCUUGCCGGUGGUCGGGAUCUCGUGGACUCUUGGCAGAACUUGGUGGAUCACGUGGGCACCUCAAAGAACCACUUGCUGAUGUUACACACGUUCGGCGAAGAUGGACCAAAAGUGCUCCGGGAGACCGCACUGCAUCACAAUGUGGGAGACUGUAAAAGCUUCUUGGCAAUCUAGUAGAUUUAGGAGCAUGUUGUAAUAAAAGCGAGUUGCGGCUGGUGUUUGGUUGUUUGGUUGUCCAUAAAAAGAAGAGUAGACCUCGUCUACGUCUUCAGUAUCAAGCGUCAGGAGUAGUUUUGGGGGAUUUCGUGACCUUUACCUGUUUUCUGCAUUCUAAGAUACAAGCAGAUACAUAUUUAUGAGGUUCAAAAAAAUCUGCAGGCGACAACUUCUGAUUCAUGCACUACCAUCUCAUAAUCAUGCUUUCAUCAUUACCAUGUUUGAAGUGAAAUGAAUGUGCUUACUAACAACUUGAAGAAUUCUCAAUCGUAAUUGCUUUGAUGUGAUGAAUAUCUUAGAGUCCUUCUUCUUGUACAACAUGAAAGUGAGACAACUUCUGCUACUUCUUGGCGGGACAGAAAUAUAAGGGAUCGUUGUAUGACAUCUUUUGGCUUUCAACGAAUUUUGCGGGAUGAUUUACCUGCUGUAUAUGUCAGCACCAGUGUACUACAUGUACAAUGAUGUGCAUGUGCAUCGACGCCAU
Molecule: messenger RNA, 4964 nt
Organism: Amoebophrya sp. A25
Lineage: Eukaryota; Dinophyceae; Syndiniales; Amoebophryaceae
Source: the annotation of a GenBank genome assembly